AUGUUGCGGUGUUGUGGCCGAUUGCACGUUGCGUUGCUGCGGGGGCGGUGGGCCUCGGCUUUUUCACCGACAGGCGUUGCAGUGCGGCUGCAUGGCGCACCGACAGCCCCGCCAUGCGAGUGCCACGCCCAACGCCAUUGGGACUGCGGGACUAAACAGCCGCGAGUGUCCUUUGGAGCCAGCGGCACCUGCUGGCCGCAGUUGGGCGGUGCGAGUGGGAUGCUUUACCGCACGGGUGUUGUGAUGGCGCCUCGAAGCGGCAUCCCCGGCGAUGGUUCCGACGCUGCAACUCGCAGAAGAGUGGAGGGAACGCAGCAACCAAAGUGGACCAUGAGCAGCAGCGUAGAGGACAUUCUGCUGGGUGGAGACACGAACACCGACAUGAAGCUGAACGAUUUCCUUUGGAAUUAUGUUGGCCGCUUGGCGGCCGUUGAAGACCACAACGUGACGAUGAAGGUGUUUGUUCAGGAGCCGGAUGCUUACGUACAAGACCAGCAGCUUCUUAGAAUUAUUUUUAAUUUAACAGAGUACCAAGAGAUGAAAAGAGAGUUGGAUGAGAUGAAAAUUCUAUUGGAGGAUAUUACUAAGCUUCAUCACGAGGGUGUGUUUUCGAUUGAACAAUGGAGGGACUAUGACGGAAAGGAUACAGUCACUCCUCUUGCAAGGGGAAAACUAAACGCAGCCCUCACUCAGGUACUGACAGAAGAAAGGAGGAAGGCAGAAGAAAGGCUAAGACGAACGCAAGAAAUGAAAUUUACCAUUUCCACUACGAUCGAAGAAGUACUGUUUAAAAGAAAAGUUCGCGUCAAUGAAAUGAAGUUGAACGACUUUCUUACGAUGGAAUUGGGCGGCAGGGG
Molecule: messenger RNA, 857 nt
Organism: Trypanosoma cruzi
Lineage: Eukaryota; Euglenozoa; Kinetoplastea; Trypanosomatida; Trypanosomatidae
Product: retrotransposon hot spot (RHS) protein, putative
Exons: 1
Source: RefSeq, a predicted model, not a curated record